AUGAAUUUGGAUAAUAGUCAAUUGACAAAGUACCUCAUUGCCGCAUUUGACCCUGAAACGAUGGAAGUGAAUCCGUCUGAAGAAAUCUGGUCCUUACGCAUUUUGGCCAUGCAGAUUUCUUUACAAAAUCCGUUUUCCUUUUUCUGUAUUGAUGAGUUUGAGGGCAAACCGGACGACAACUAUUUCUUUUCAGGCGAAAUGUCCAAUCCACGGCUACACUUGGAGCAUCCCCUGGUGGGCUUUUGGUUAAUUUGCUCCGAGUUGUUUGACUAUCCUUGGAUUAAUGAGUUUCUGUUGGAGUAUUACAACGACCCGCCAUCCGCAAUUGUCGACGCAAUCAAACAAACAAGAAGUGGCCAGUCUCUCAACAAAGCUCCAAAUCGAGUAUCAGUGAAGGAACCGGAUCCGCCUUGUAUUCAAAAAAUAUACGAUCUGAUGUAUUCUAUUGACGAACCAGGCACGGAUGUUCAAGGCGAUUCCACCAGCUCCAAGGGGGACCAGGUGCAAAACUCAAAUCGCUUUGCACCUCUACAAAGUGACGAUUACUCGUCUGACGGUAGUGGAAUUGAAGAAAUCGACGAGGUUGAAGUGGUGGCGGUAAAAAAGAAUGACUCCAAGGCUCUUGAGUCGUCGGAUGAAGAGGAAGACACUGAUGCUGACGACACUUACGACAGGGAGAACAUUGUGGACGACGCAAUGGAGGAAGACGAUGAUGACAAACGGGCUGGGGCGAACCCGCACGAUGAGGCCAUGGACAACAACACUCUACCGUUGACUUCUCCUAAACUUACGGCAACACAAGACUCAGCAGGUACAAGGACCCUUAUGGAGCCCUCGGAAACAACUCCUUCUCGCGUUCAACGUCCCCCAACACUGGCCGAACGGAUCUCGAACCUCGUUCAGGUGAACAUGGAAGGGACACCAGGCAAAUGUCACAUCUUUGAGACUACUUUCGCCGUGGACUAUCAAGGGUCGGGUUCAGGAACUGUGGCGGAGGCGCUCUUGUCGACAGUUCUGAACUCUAUGGAGGAAGCCAUCAACAAUUCCCCUAAUGAAUUCAAGCUUCUUCCGAUCUCUGAUACCACAUAUAAGCAACCGAAUCUUUGGACUCAAAACUCAGUAGAUUUACGUAAUCGCAUUUCGACUUAUCGCGCUCUGGCGACUUACUGUGAUAUGGAAUACGGUAACUGUCCCUACGCGGCAACCAACAGCAAGCCGGGCAAGAAGAAACUACGCACACGCAUUCGCGUUGGCUUCUCGGCUGAGGCUUUGGUCGAGGCCGUCCAAGACUAUCUUCAUACCGGAUUACAUCAAUUGGGGAGAGGUGCUGGGUGCUACCCUUCUCCCUUGCAGUAUGGAGAGAUUGUGAAGAUCGGAUCAUGCUCGUUUAUUCCUGCAGAAGUCAACUUCUCAGCUUAUGCAAAGGAGCUGAUGAGACUAUUUGAUUUCGAAGUACUGAUUGGUAUCAAGAUGGACUGGGUUUCUAUUCCGUACACGGGCCGAGCAAAGUACGGCGAACGGUCCCCCGGAGUGACUAGUCCACAUUGCUUCACUCGGAGGAUUCAUGCCAAGAGAGUUGAUAUAAAACUCAAAAAUCAAAAAACAAAAACUAAAAGGUAG
This is a messenger RNA of Cylindrotheca closterium, 1620 nucleotides long. The record is from the annotation of a GenBank genome assembly. Lineage: Eukaryota; Bacillariophyta; Bacillariophyceae; Bacillariales; Bacillariaceae.